AUGGCGACCUUUGUGGAGCUCAGCACCGAAGUCAAGAUGCCCAUUGUGGGUCUGGGCACCUGGCAGUCUAGCCCAAGCAAAGUCAAAGAAGCUGUGAAGGUGGCCAUUGAUGCAGGAUACCGCCACAUUGACUGUGCCUACGUCUAUAACAAUGAGAAUGAAGUGGGAGAAGCAAUCCAAGAGAAGAUCCAAGAGAAAGUGGUGAAGCGGGAGGACCUCUUCAUUGUUAGCAAGUUGUGGCCUACCUUCUUUGAGAGAAACCUACUGAAGGAAGCUUGUCAGAAGACCCUCAAGGAUCUGAAGCUGCACUAUCUGGAUAUCUAUCUCAUUCACUGGCCACAGGGACUUAAGCCUGGGAAGGACUUAUUCCCCAAAGACGAUGCAGGCAAUUUGCUCACCAGUAAAUUAACAUACUUGGAUGCCUGGGAGGUCAUGGAGGAGCUGGUGGAUGAGGGAUUGGUGAAAGCUCUUGGUGUUUCCAACUUUAACCACUUCCAGAUUGAGAGGCUCUUGAACAAGCCUGGACUCAAAUAUAAACCAGUGACCAAUCAGGUUGAAUGUCACCCAUACCUCACCCAGGACAAACUGAUCCAGUACUGCCACUCUAAGGGCAUCACUGUCACAGCCUACUGCCCUCUAGGCUCCCCAGAGAGACCUUGGGCCAAACCAAAGGACCCUUCACUACUGGAGGAUCCCAGGAUUAAGGAGAUUGCUGCAAAGCACAAUAAAACCUCAGCCCAGAUUCUGAUCCGGUUUCAUGUCCAGAGAACUGUGGUAGUGAUCCCCAAGUCUGUAACCCCGGCACACAUAGUUGAGAACUUUCAGGUCUUUGACUUCACCUUGAGUGAUGAGGAGAUGGCUGCCAUCCUCAGCUUCAACAGAAACUGGAGGGCCUGUGUCGUGGCUGACACAAUUCAUUUGGAGGAUUAUCCUUUCCACGCUGAAUACUGA
Castor canadensis (American beaver) is the source of this 951-nucleotide messenger RNA. Its product is annotated as aldose reductase-related protein 2. Gene Ontology annotation, molecular function: oxidoreductase activity. The record is from RefSeq and is a predicted model, not a curated record. Lineage: Eukaryota; Metazoa; Chordata; Mammalia; Rodentia; Castoridae.